AUGACAAUCACCUCACAUCUUCAACAUUUGAUUGUACAGUGUUCCGGUAACCUUAGUGGCAUGAAAGUAUCGUCGGCAAAGUUGGAAGUGAACGGUGAACCUAUUUUCCUAAAACAACGUGUCCUCCCAUACGGUCAACGGGAAGGUGUCUUGAAAGUAUUACAGAAAAUGGAGCAGGAUGGUGUGAUAAGCAAAGUUGAAUCCAGUGCCUGGGAUACUGUGGUGAUUGUGUAA
Messenger RNA from Echinostoma caproni, 234 nucleotides. Lineage: Eukaryota; Metazoa; Platyhelminthes; Trematoda; Plagiorchiida; Echinostomatidae. The record is from the annotation of a GenBank genome assembly.